UGUGGGACCAGGAAUUAUAUAAAAAAUAUUUUUUGCAAAAACGAAAGCAUUUAUAAAAAGUUGAACAGCAUUGUAUAUCUUCUAAAUUUUUAUUAUUACUAAUAAUGUCUGUAAAUACAGUUCAGGCAAACGGUGGAAGAUUAACUUUACAGGGAGAUUAUGUUGUCUACCACCAAGAUGGAGUCGAUUUUAGCCUUGAAGGUGAUAGGAUUCCAUCAAACCUCAUCGGAAACUACACAGGAGACAUGUUUAUUACAAAUCUAAAGCUUAUCUUUGUGAAUAGUUCUUCUGCCAAAGGAUACCAGACAUUUUCAAUGGAUUUUCAAGGAAUCAGAAAUGUCGAGGUAAAGCAGCCAAUAUUUGGAGCAAACUUCCUAAAAGGAUUUGUUAAAUCUGAACCAAACGGAGGUUGGGAAGGAAAUGCUAAUUUCAAAAUUGUAUUCCCAAAAGGUGGUGCUAUUGAAUUUGCUGACCAAUUUCAAAGAGCAGUCAAUCAAUCAUCUCGUUAUCGUCAGAGUGGUAUGGCACCACCUCCACCUCAACCUGCAUUUGUUCCUCAGCCAGGUUACUACCAACCUGCAGGAUAUUAUGCUCAACCUGGCUUUUAUCCUCAAGAUCCAAUGCAAAAUGGGGCAUAUUAUCCUCCCCAGGGUUAUGGGUAUCCAGCACCUCCUCAAGGUCAGCCUAUGUAUGCUCCAACGCCACAAGCUCCACCACCAUAUCCAUAUAAUAAUCAAGCUCAAGCUGUUUAUUCAACAAAUCCAAAAGCUCAAGAAGCUUAUAUGAGUGGUAACAAUGUUUAUGUUCCAAAUGAAGCUCCCCCUCCAUACAAUCCAAAUUAUGAUGUAAAAAAAGAUCAAUAAGCGAAAACAAUUGGAAAACGUACAACUUAAUCUUAAUAAAGUUCUGCAUUUUCAAAAUCAAUUUUAACUUGAAAUUUGAACGAAGUCGGUGAAGACGAAAAUUUUCAAAGUAACCGUUCACUUUAGUGUACCUGUUUCGAAUGUGUUUAUAUUAUUUUAUUUUUCUUUAAUUUUUUUAAACCAUAAAACCUUUGACUUCAAAAAAUAUAACAAUAUUGUAAACAAUACUGUUUUUGAAAUUAAUUUACUGUUAUUGUUUAUUAUUCUGUAUAUUACUCUAUACAAAUAUUAAAAAGUUAUUUCUCGAAGUUUCGUUAUAAAUAACGUGUAGCUUUAUUUUAUAUUUAUAACGUUUAUAUUGGAGAAAACGAUACGUUAAAAUCA
Molecule: messenger RNA, 1247 nt
Organism: Hydra vulgaris (swiftwater hydra)
Lineage: Eukaryota; Metazoa; Cnidaria; Hydrozoa; Anthoathecata; Hydridae
Product: WW domain-binding protein 2
Biological process (GO): positive regulation of DNA-templated transcription
Cellular component (GO): nucleus
Molecular function (GO): transcription coactivator activity; chromatin DNA binding
Source: RefSeq, a predicted model, not a curated record